Messenger RNA from Oncorhynchus gorbuscha (pink salmon), 620 nucleotides. RefSeq lists its product as uncharacterized. The transcript has 5 exons. The record is from RefSeq and is a predicted model, not a curated record. The coding region runs from base 15 to 620 and encodes 201 amino acids. NCBI's taxonomy places the organism in Eukaryota, Metazoa, Chordata, Actinopteri, Salmoniformes, Salmonidae.
AACAGCAACCAGCAAUGAUGGAGUUAUAUCAGAAGGAGUCUGUGCGGUGGAUGAGAAGACACAGCCAGAGUCUCCUUCGGGAUCUCUUCUACCCGGGUGUUCAAGCUGGGGACAGAGACACACCUAUACCAGCACAAUCUGGAACUGCUAAUAAGACUGUAGCUGCCAGCAUCAUCAGUGGGAAGAGCAAGCUUCUUCUGCUGGAAAGCCCUGACAGUGUGGAAAUCUACAGUCUUAAUAAACCAGUGACGCACCCAGGGGUAGGAGGGACGGGACAUGUCUACCUCCCUGCCAUCACAGCCAAGGCCUCCAGUCUGGCUUCAGUCAGAGGCUCUCUGAGCGCUUCCUGCCCUUAUCUGUACAGCGAACGCAGAGGAUCCUUCUCUUCCAUAGGCUCACAGAGAACUGCAGACUAUAACAAGAACAAACAGAGUAACCUAAAGGCAUUGAAGGAGGCCAAGCGAUCCAAUGUCACCGUGACGAUGACCUAUCUGGGGUCACUUGGUCACCUGGGGUCUGCAGGGUCACAGCAGGACGAGCUGAAAGUGCUCCAGCAGAUCUGUGGAGGAGAGAACAUCUGUGUCUUCAAGGGCUUGGUACAACCAGGAGGUGGAGGAUGA